AUGGCGAAGUCCGUUGAAGAGCUCUCAUCCCAGUUCGAGAAGAUGUUGAAGCAGUUCACAGGCGCGGCUGACGAUGGCUCCGGGACUGCACCGCCGGUUCACCCUCCACCAGGUUCGAGGUGGAUGGACCUCAACCUUGCUCCCGGAUCGUCCUCGUGCUCACCUGCGAGGGACGGGGAGCGGCCCAAGGGGCACGGCGAGCACUGCAGCGGGAUCCUUGGACUCCGGCCGCAGAACUUCGGCAAGGGUACGUUCGCUGCUCCGAAUCCACCUCCAAUUAUUUCGGUUGACAAUGAUGCGCCUGCAAAUUGUCGUUCACCUCCUUUCCCUAAAAUGGAGUUUCCAAAAUUUGAUGGUGAAUUCCCUCGCCUAUGGCGGGAUCAAUGUGAGGUAUUCUUCGAGGUCUACGCGGUGCACCCGUCUCUGUGGACCUGGUUUACGACCUUGAACUUCAAGGGAAUGGCUGCGUCGUGGCUGCAAACUGUGCAACGAAAUGGGCAAAUCACUGAUUGGGAUCGGCUUUGUGAUAUGGUGAUGAACAAAUUCGACUGGAAUCAGUAUCAACUACUGCUGAAGCGGUUUGAGAAGUUGAAGCAAAAAGAUUCUGUCGAAGAAUAUCAGAUGGAGUUCGAGAAGCUGGCCAAAGGAGGAGAUUCGAGCAGCUAUUUCAUUGCAUAG
Molecule: messenger RNA, 678 nt
Organism: Miscanthus lutarioriparius
Lineage: Eukaryota; Viridiplantae; Streptophyta; Magnoliopsida; Poales; Poaceae
Source: the annotation of a GenBank genome assembly